Daucus carota subsp. sativus is the source of this 897-nucleotide messenger RNA. RefSeq lists its product as uncharacterized. Gene Ontology annotation, cellular component: mitochondrial matrix. Lineage: Eukaryota; Viridiplantae; Streptophyta; Magnoliopsida; Apiales; Apiaceae. Bases 60 to 731 code for a protein of 223 amino acids. The record is from RefSeq and is a predicted model, not a curated record. The transcript has 2 exons.
AGUGACCCGAAGAAAACACUGUGCGUCUGCAUCAUAGAUUCAAAGUAAAGGCUUGUAGAAUGUGGAAGAGAGCAGGGAUGAAAGCUAUUUUACAGCCAUGGCGCAUCUUAGCAUCCCGUCCGGCGUCGACAAAGUCAACGGCGAAUGUUUCGUCGGCAGUCAACUCCAUGAUUCUCCAGUCACUCAAAGAACACUAUUUCGAAGUCUCCAAAAUGACUCCUCCCCCUAAAGUAAACCCUCCGACACCAUUUAAGCUUGUAAAAGGGUCUCUUCAAAGUUCUGGUCCUGUUUUGACCAGGAGUUUUGGGAACGAGGAAAUCAGUAUAUCCGUAAUGCGGUUGAGAAACAUUAUUGCUGCUUUUGAAGAUGAUGGAGAUGAUGUAACAAGCCAGUUAUUUCUCCAUGUUGAUGUGUCUAAGCCAGGUCAGAGUCAUUCUUUGCUUUUCCUUUGUGGAUUGUAUCCAGAUGCAAUAGGAAUUCAAUCAAUUUCAACAAGGGCCAAGAGCGAGGAUUCAGGCUUUGCCAUGGUCCCAACCAAAUACAAUGGGCCCACCUUCCAGGAUCUUGAUGAUAAGAUGAAGAAUGCAAUUCAUGGUUACCUUGAAGAGCGAGGCAUCAAUGAAAGCCUCUUUUCAUUUCUCCAAGCUUGGCUUUAUGUAAAGGAUCACCGGCAACUCAUGGAAUGGUUCAAAUCAGUAGGCACUUUCAUUACCGAAAAGAAGGAAGCUUAGAUCGGUUAUAACUAUGUUUGAUAUGUGGAAUGAAUUUGUAAGUACCCUGUAUAAAUAGGAUUAUUCCGGCAAAAUUAUUCUAUCUUAUGUAAGGCUGGUCUGUAAGGGUGAUUUUACGUGUUUGGUCAUCAUUUUGCAGGGCUAUGGGAUGUUUUUUCACCUGUAA